AAAUAAGCAGAAAAAAAACUCAUGUUCAAAUGGGCCUUUUUUUCCUUUUGUGUGUAUAUAUUGUGUGUCUAUAAAUAUAUGACCAUUAUGCAUAUAAAAUAUGGGAGGCAAAUCAACAAGCUGAUCAUUGCAUAUAAAGCUAAUUAAUUAGGAAUUGAAGUAGUGUUAUCUGUUCAAUUAAUCAUGGCUUUUGCAUUAUUGUCAUCACCAUCACUUGUUUCCGUUUGUGACAAAUCUUUUAUUAAACCUUCCUCUCCCACCCCUCCUACUCUUAGAUACCACAAGCUAUCUUUCAUCGUUCAGUCCCUCAGUAAUAUGUAUAUUCCUUUGGCCAUUUUUUACCCUAAAGUACAGCAAAGAGAAGAGUCAAAAGAAUCUCAUGAACUUUCCCAUAUAGCUGAUCACUUGUUGCAAAGAUCUCUAUCUCAAACUCUAGUCUCUUACUAUCCUUACGCAGGAAAAUUAAGAGAUAAUGCUAUUGUUGAUUGUAACGAUAUGGGAGCUGAGUUUUUGAGUGUUCGAAUAAAAUGUCUCAUGUCUGAAAUCCUUAAUCAUCCUCAUGCAGCUCAUGCAGAGAGUAUAGUUUUUCCCAAGGACUUGCCUUGGGCGAAUAAUUAUGAAGGUGGCAAUUUACUUGUGGUGCAAGUAAGUAAGUUUGAUUGUGGGGGAAUAGCCGUCAGUGUAUGCUUAUCGCACAAGAUUGGUGAUGGAUGCUCUGUGUUUAAUUUCCUUAAUGAUUGGGCAAGGGUCACUCGUGAUCAUACGACGACAACUCUAUUUCCUUCUCCUAGAUUUGUAGGAGAUUCUAUCUUCUCUCCACAUAACUAUGGGCCUCUAAUUGAUCCACAAAUUGUGUUUGAUGUCACUGAGUGCGUACAGAAAAGAUUCAUUUUUCCUACCACCAAGUUAGACGCCCUUCGAGCCAAGGUAGCAGCAGAUUCAGGAGUAGAAAAACCAACACGGGCAGAAAUUGUGAGUGCCCUUCUUUUCAAAUGUGCAAUAAAGGCAGAAUCAAGUACUUCAAUGGGCCCAUCAAAGUUGGUUCACUUCUUAAACAUACGUACUAUGAUCAAACCUUGUCUUCCGCGAAGUGCCAUUGGAAAUCUCUUGUCAGUUUUCUCCACAACAGCAACUAACAAAAGUCUUGAGUUGCCAAUGUUGGUUCGUAAUUUAAGGAAGGAAGUUGAGUUUGCAUAUAAGAAAGACCAAAUCAGUCAAAAUGAGCUCAUCUUAGAAGUAGUAGAAUCCAUGAGAAAAGGAAAAAUACCCUUUGAAAAUAAAGAUGGAAAUUGUACUAUAUAUAUUUGCAGCAACCUUUGCAGAUUCCCGCUAUACAGUGUAGACUUUGGAUGGGGGAGACCUGAAAGAGUGAGUUUACCAAAUGGUCCCGGCAAGAAUAUGUUUUUCUUGAAAGAUUACCAAAUUGGGAAAGGAGUGGAGGCGCGGGUGAUGUUGCAGAAACAACAAAUGUCUAAAUUUGAGUGCGAUGAGGAACUCCUUGAGUUUAUUUCCUAAUUAAAAUCCAAGUUUUUACGAGUGAAUAAUUGUG
This is a messenger RNA of Lycium ferocissimum, 1549 nucleotides long. RefSeq names its product acyltransferase Pun1-like. NCBI's taxonomy places the organism in Eukaryota, Viridiplantae, Streptophyta, Magnoliopsida, Solanales, Solanaceae. The record is from RefSeq and is a predicted model, not a curated record.